Messenger RNA from Populus euphratica (Euphrates poplar), 644 nucleotides. Its product is annotated as hydroxyproline-rich glycoprotein family protein. The record is from RefSeq and is a predicted model, not a curated record. The coding region runs from base 202 to 609 and encodes 135 amino acids. The transcript is spliced from 3 exons. Lineage: Eukaryota; Viridiplantae; Streptophyta; Magnoliopsida; Malpighiales; Salicaceae.
ACGCAUUCAUCCUCGUCUCCGUCCUUUUAAAAUCUUCCCCUCCCCUCCGUCCUCUAUCCUCUCAUAAACAUAAUGACCAUUCAUUAACAAUCUCUGUAGUGCUCUCUAUCUAUCAUUUGCUUUUUUUCUUCGACACAUGAGAGAAGGAGCUGCUGCAUCGCAUUCAUUCAGGGACUAGUGUGUGCUCGUAUUGUUCUAUAUAUGACGAGUCAGGAUUUCUCUCCUCCCCACGUGGACGCAUCUCGUCCAUCCCUCGGAUUUCCUCUUGGCGCUGCCUUACUCUUGAUAAUCAUUCUCGGCUUGAGUGGUGUUUUUUCUUGCUGCUAUCACUGGGAUAAACUAAGAUCAUUCCGCCGGCGCCGGUCUUCCUCUGAACACCCGGAUCCAGGGGCCUAUAUCGAAACAUCACCCUCUAAAUCUAAGCUAUUCCAAAUGGAUUCGAAGCGAUACCAGAACCAAGGGAUGCCUGUAGUGAUGCCUGGAGACGAUGUUCCGAAGUUCAUAGCGUUACCAUGUCCAUGUGAGCCCCCACGAGGCUCCGAGAGAGCUGCUAUUGAAGUGCAAAAGCCACCCAAGGCGCCGCCGCGGCUACUGCUGCUUGUGUAUUAAAAAUUAACUGUUUUAUGAAGAUACAUAUAAAAAAA